AUGUUUCCACGGAGCAAAGAUUGGAGGCGCAGCCCCGUCGGGCCCCGCACUCCCUGGCAUUUAAACGACACCUCCUUCCUGAUACGGCCCCCUUGCCGAUGCGACGGCAGCGCUCCAUUCCUCGUCCUGCUGGUCACCAGCUCCCCCGAUCAGUUCGAGGCUCGCUCGGCCAUCCGCCAGACCUGGGGGAGCGAACGACAGGUCGGCGGAGCCAGGUCGGUCACCUAUUUCAUGUUGGGACACGGGCGGGAGCAGCAGGACUGGAUCCUGCAAGAGGGCGCUCUGCACCGCGACAUUAUUCAGGGAGAUUUCGAGGACACGUACAACAACCUGACCCUUAAGGUGCUGCUGGGUCUGAAGUGGCUCUGCCUCUCCUGUCCCUCCGCCUUCUUCGUGAUGAAGACCGACUCCGACAUGUUCAUCAACACCGACUAUCUGAUAAAGCUACUGUCCCGGGUCCCCCGCAAGAACCUUGCCACUGGCUUAAUUGUGAAAAACCCUAGACCCGACCGCUAUAAAUCCAGCAAAUGGUACUUCAGCAAGGAGGAGUACCCUGCGGCAAUGUACCCAAAUUACUGUUCCGGCAUCGGGUACGUUCUCUCCACUGACGUGGCCUGCCGUGUGUGGAACAUCUCCGCGAAGGUGCCCAUGUUAAGAUUCGAGGAUGUUUACGUCGGGCUUUGCCUGGCGGAGCUGAAGGUCGAACUGGCAAAAAUCCACUCCCGGCCCAUCUUCUACGGCCACAGGGUAUCGUUUUCCAUCUGCUCCUACCGGCAGCUCGUCACCUCGCACCACAUCAGACCCUCCGAGCAGCUGCUCUACUGGAGAGGGCUGCAGGACUCGGCCGAAGACCCAUGCCCGGAAGACGCGUGA
Pristis pectinata (smalltooth sawfish) is the source of this 873-nucleotide messenger RNA. Its product is annotated as beta-1,3-galactosyltransferase 5-like. Gene Ontology annotation, molecular function: N-acetyl-beta-D-glucosaminide beta-(1,3)-galactosyltransferase activity. NCBI's taxonomy places the organism in Eukaryota, Metazoa, Chordata, Chondrichthyes, Rhinopristiformes, Pristidae. The transcript has a single exon. The record is from RefSeq and is a predicted model, not a curated record. Gene Ontology annotation, cellular component: membrane. The coding region runs from base 1 to 873 and encodes 290 amino acids.